Messenger RNA from Pelagomonas calceolata, 1215 nucleotides. Lineage: Eukaryota; Pelagophyceae; Pelagomonadales; Pelagomonadaceae. The record is from the annotation of a GenBank genome assembly.
GCACAUGCUCGCCUACGCCGUCGCCGUAGAGCGCUAGCACAAGUGCAGCAGACGCCAGCACCGAUUCGCAUACUGCAACGCACCACCGCAGCGCUUGCCGUUACUGCCACGCGUGACCAUGCUGCCUAGGCCAGCAGCGCUGCUGCUGCUGCUCACACAAUUAACAGCGUUCGCGCCGAAGAUUUGUAAGCGACCACCGGUCAAAGUAAGGUCCGAGAGCGACGGGAGGUUACUCGCCGUGAAAGCGCGGGAAGCGGAGCUCCGCGCGCAGCUCGCGCGGGUCCAACGAGAAAAAGCAGAGGUGCUAGCAAAGCGGAGACUAAAGAUUGGGAUUGUGGGCUUCGGACGGUUCGGCCAGUUCCUCUCGACAAAAUUCGCGUCCUACGACCACGAGAUUUAUGGACUCAGUCUCUCGGACCGAGCAAAUGAGGCAACCAAGUGCGGCGCCAAAGGAUGUGGAAGACUCGACAGCAGUGACGAUGUGGAGGCGUUCUUCGAGCGGAAGCCCGACGUCGUGGUGCUGGCCUGUUCGAUAGUCUCCUUCGAGGAGACGCUACAAAGGUUAAGACCUUCACUGCAAAAGUAUCCGGAAACGUUGUUUGUGGAUGUCCUCUCGGUCAAGGAGCACGCUCGCGAAGCGUUGCUGAAGCACCUCCCCGCGGAAACGGGCGUGCUGUGCACGCACCCGAUGUUUGGCCCUGAUUCCGCGAAGUCCGGCUGGGAGAAUUUAGCAUUUGUCUACGACAAAGUACGAGUACCUGAAGAUACUUCGGAUGCCUGUGAACGGUUUUUAUCACUCUUUGAAAGCGCGGGGUGUCGGAUGGUCGAGAUGUCGUGUACGCAGCAUGAUGUGUAUGCCGCGAAUUCCCAAUUUUUGACGCAUCUCGUCGGGCGGAUGUUGGGGAGUGUGGGUGACUUGAGAAGCACGCCCAUCGACACGAAGGGUUUCGCGUCCAUCCUGCAGGUCGUCGAGACGACGUGUGACGAUUCGUUCGACUUGUUCUAUGGGCUGUAUCGGUACAACCAGCACUCGAAAUCCACGCUAUUAUGUCUGCGGAAGGCCAUGGCCGACCUCGAGUUGAGGUUGAUCUCCUCCGAACUAGAUGGUAGUGCGGGCGAGGACGCGCGCGGGACAUUGGAUUAUCUGGACGUGCGGGAGCGCGUCUGGAACGAGAACGGGGCCGAGUGGAGUGGUAGGUCAUCGUAAGUUGAGAG